GCGAAUUUAUUUCUUUCCUAGCUGAAAGGACACAAGUUACAUAUAGUUACUCAUUAUUAUUACCAGCAGUUAGCAAAAAUGGGCGAGGGUGCUCUUUCAACCUGGCACGAGAUUCGGUUCCCGCUCAUAUUGGGCGCUACGUUCUGCUACGUAUACUGGCGCUAUUGCUUCUACCAGCCUCGCGCCACGAUUCCAAAGAAGGGAGGCAGGUCUGCGCGAGAAUCUGGAAGACCGCCGUCGGAUGACGAGGACGACGAGGACGACGACAGCGAGGAUUAUGAUUCAACGACGGAGAAAACUGGCAAAGAGAGUGCCGACGCGAAGAGCAAGAAUCUCGGCAGUCCCAGUGACGAUGCAGCGACUUCUACGGAAGAAACUGGCACACCGGUUUCUUCUGCUCCGACAAAACAGAAAAAGGCACGACAGGUUAAAGUGUUCACGCGGCGUGCGAUGAAGGCCGGCGAUACUAGGCUACUGAACGCAAAGUCCGACAUCCACAUCUUCUACUCAACUCUCACGAGCACGACUGAAAAGUAUGCGUCGCAAUUACACUCGCUUCUAAAGAGCCAUCCUGUUCUUUCGACCCGAAACAUCACAAUUCAAAACAUUGACUAUCUCGACGACCUUGACUCUCACUUCGUAACGCCGGCCCGGUCGCUCGACGAAUCGUUCUACCUAUUCGUCUUACCGUCUUACGAGUCAGAGUCGCCGCUCGAUUACUUUAUCGAAACUUUGAAGGACACAUACAACGACUUCAGAAUUGACUCUCGGCCUUUGCGACGGCUCGGAGGUUACGCGGUGUUUGGUCUCGGAGACAUGAACGGUUGGGACCAUAUGUUUUGCUAUCAGGCUCUGCUCGUUGACAAGUAUCUUGGAAAACUGGGUGCGCCUCGGGCAUUCCCUGUCGGCACCGGAAAUGUCAAAGGCGAUAUUGAGAAAGAGUUCAAGGAGUGGAGCGAUCAUUUGUUUGACACUCUGGCAGAUCCUACGUCUGUGGCCGAGAUCCCGGAUAUCACGAUGUCGGACGACGAGAGCGAGGAAGCUAAUGAUGAAGAAGAGUUUGAUAUUGUGGAUCCGGCAUCUGUGAAGAUCUCGCGAACUACCAAAGCAAAUGACGUUGUGGAUGUCGAGGAUAUGGGUGCAAUCAUUCAAAGCUCAAAAGUGACGAGCACAAAGAAAGAGAUGGUUGGCAAGGAUUCACCAACCUACGCUUCUCUUACAAAGCAAGGCUACACGAUUGUGGGAUCACACUCGGGGGUCAAAAUCUGUCGCUGGACCAAAUCAGCGCUCCGUGGUCGCGGCUCGUGCUACAAGUUUGCGUUCUACGGCAUUAAAUCACAUUUGUGUAUGGAGACCACACCCUCGUUGUCGUGCUCAAACAAGUGCGUCUUUUGCUGGCGUCAUGGAACCAAUCCGGUCGGUACCACCUGGCGUUGGCAGGUCGAUCCCCCAGAGGCGAUCUUGAAAGGCGCGCUCGAAGGCCAUUACAAGAAAAUCAAGCAGAUGCGCGGUGUUCCUGGUGUACAGGCAGCCCGCUUUGCUGAAGCUUUUACUGUCCGCCACUGUGCUCUGAGUCUGGUCGGUGAGCCUAUUUUCUAUCCGCAUAUCAAUGAGUUCGUGGGCAUGCUGCACGAACGGCACAUCUCAAGUUUUUUGGUCUGUAAUGCCCAGCAUCCUGAUCAGCUUGCGCGUAUGAAUCAAGUCACGCAGCUUUAUGUCUCGAUUGACGCUGCCGACAAGGAGUCGCUACGGCGAGUGGAUAAACCUCUGCACAGAGAUUUUUGGGAGCGCUUCAACAAGUGUCUCGAUAUCUUGAAGACAAAGAAAAAUCAGCGUACUGUUUUCAGACUUACGCUCGUGAAGGGGUUUAAUGCAGAAGAGGUUCUGGGGUAUGCGCGACUCGUCGCUCAGGCUUUGCCUUGCUUUGUCGAAGUUAAGGGUGUCACGUACUGCGGUAACUCCGCUCCCAGUGGACCAGGGGCGUCGUUCAGCAAGGGUGCGUCAAAAGACACGCUCACGAUGGCGAAUGUUCCAUUCUACGAGGAAGUUCUAGACUUUGUGAAGCGGCUAAAUGAGGCACUCGCAGAUCAAGGUCUUGAGUACGAUAUAGCUGCUGAGCACGCACACAGUUGCUGUAUCUUGAUUGCCCAGAAGCGGUUCAAGAUCGACGGCGACUGGUACACACAUAUCGCUUACGACCGGUUCUUCGAGCUGCUCGAGAGCGGUGUCGAGUUUGGCCCGAUGGACUACAUUGCCAAGACGCCGGAGUGGGCUCAGUUUGGAUCUGAGCAGGCUGGGUUUAACCCGGAGGACGAGAGGGUGAAGCACAAGAGCGUGGUCAAGCGGGAGAUGAAGUUGAAGGGAAGCCGUAGCUCGAGUGAGGCGAGUUUGCCGGUGAUGAUCGAGGUAUCAUAGGUUGCACAAAAUUGUAUGUA
Molecule: messenger RNA, 2435 nt
Organism: Myxozyma melibiosi
Lineage: Eukaryota; Fungi; Ascomycota; Lipomycetes; Lipomycetales; Lipomycetaceae
Product: flavodoxin and radical SAM domain protein
Exons: 2
Coding region: 79-2415 (778 amino acids)
Biological process (GO): wybutosine biosynthetic process
Molecular function (GO): catalytic activity; 4 iron, 4 sulfur cluster binding; FMN binding
Source: RefSeq, a predicted model, not a curated record